AUGGCGCCUCUGCCCAUCAAGUUCCAGGAGCUCGUCCAGCUCGCCAACGUUGGCGUGGACACCCAGAGCAUCGGCUUCAACUCCUGCACACUCGAGUCCGAUUCAUACGUGUGUGUUCGAGAGAAGAAGAGCGAAGCCGCCCAACCCGAGGUUGUUAUCAUCGAGCUCAAGAAUGGUAAUAAUGUCACCCGGCGGCCAAUCAAGGCCGACAGUGCCGUCAUGCACUGGAACCGACAAGUAAUUGCCCUCAAGGCGCAGUCUAGAACCCUGCAGAUCUUCGACCUCGAGCAGAAGAAGAAGCUCAAGUCAUGCACCAUGAACGAGGACGUGCAGUUCUGGAAGUGGAUUAGCGAGAACGAGCUUGGCCUUGUCACGACGUCCAGUGUCUAUCACUGGAACGUCUACGAUGCCGGCCAAGACGCACCCGUCAAGGUGUUCGAGCGUAAUGCUAACCUCAACGGCUGCCAAAUCAUCAACUACCGAGUUAACAGCGACGGAAAGUGGAUGGUGGUAGUGGGCAUCUCAUCCCAGCAAGGACGUGUGGUCGGUGCCAUGCAACUCUACUCUAAGGACCGUGGAAUCAGCCAGGCCAUAGAAGGUCACGCAGCCGCCUUUGGCACUCUUCGAUUGGAAGGUGCCGCCCAAGACACAAAGCUGUUCAGUUUUGCUGUACGAACCGCAACAGGCGCCAAGCUGCACAUCGUCGAGGUCGACCAUCCCGAGUCGAAUCCUGUCUUUCAGAAGAAGGCUGUUGAUAUGUUCUUCCCUCCUGAGGCCACGAACGAUUUCCCCGUCGCACUUCAAGUUUCGCAAAAGUACGGCGUUGUUUAUAUGGUAACCAAGUAUGGCUUCAUUCACCUCUACGAUCUCGAGACCGCCUCAUGCAUCUUCAUGAACCGAAUUUCGAGCGAGACGAUAUUCACGACCUGUACAGACGAUGGUUCUUCUGGUAUCGUUGGUAUCAACCGAAAGGGUCAAGUGCUUUUCGUGACCAUCGACGACAGCAACGUUAUCCAAUACCUUCUACAAAACCCCGCCAACACCGAUAUGGCUAUCAAGAUGGCCUCGCGAGCCGGACUUCCUGGUGCCGAUAACCUGUAUGCCCGACAGUUCGAGCAGCUCUUCAGCUCUGGCGACUACUUGGCUGCUGCUAAGGUCGCUGCCAACUCUCCUCGAGGUUUCCUCCGAAGCGCCGAGACUAUCGAGAAGUUCAAGCGCCUGCCUGUUCAGCCUGGCCAGAUGGCUUUCACACUUCAGUACUUCGGAAUGCUUCUCGACAAGGGCUCCCUUAACAAGCAUGAGACCCUCGAGCUUGCACAACCCGUUCUCCAGCAGAACCGCAAGCAUCUGCUUGAGAAGUGGCUGAAGGAGGGCAAGUUGGACUGCUCCGAGCAGCUCGGUGACAUGGUCAGACCUUACGAUGUCAACAUGGCCCUGACAAUCUACCUUAAGGCGGAGAUUCCUCAGAAGGUCGUUGCUGGCUUCGCUGAGACUGGUCAAUUCGACAAGAUCCUUCCUUACUCUGCCCAGAGUGGCUUCCAGCCUGAUUAUAUCCAGCUGCUCCAGCAUAUCACCCGUGUCAACCCUGAGAAGGGUGCUGAGUUUGCCAGUGCCCUUGCUAACAGUGAGCAAGGCCCAUUGGUCGACUUCGAGCGCGUGUGCGAUAUCUUCCAAGGACAGGGCAUGAUUCAACAAGCCACCGCCUUCUUGUUGGAUGCAUUGAAGGAGAACAAGCCCGAGCACGCCCGUCUGCAGACCCGCCUUCUCGAGAUGAACUUGAUGCAUGCUCCCCAGGUUGCUGAAGCUAUUCUCGGUAACGAGAUGUUCACUCACUUCGACAAGACUCGCAUCGCUCAGCUUUGCGAGCAGGCUAACCUUCCCCAGAAGGCGCUGGAGCUUUAUGAGGACCCAGAGGCCAUCAAGCGGGUUGUUGUUAACAUCCCUGGUCAACCAAACUUCAACCCUGAGUGGCUCACCACAUUCUUUGGUAAGCUCUCUGUCGAGCAGUCCCUCGAUUGCCUUGAUGCUAUGAUGAAGGCGAACAUUCGCCAGAACUUGCAGUCAGUGGUGACUAUUGCCACCAAGUACUCGGAGCUGUUGGGACCUGUUCGCCUGAUUGAUCUCUUCGAGAAGUAUAAGACUGCUGAGGGUCUCUUUUAUUAUCUCGGCAGUGUCGUGAAUCUGUCUGAAGAUCCUGAUGUCCACUUCAAGUACAUUGAAGCCGCUACCAAGAUGGGACAGUUCAACGAGGUUGAGCGAUUGUGUCGUGAUAGCUCCGUCUACAACCCCGAGAAGGUCAAGAAUUUCCUCAAGGAAGCCAAGCUGCCUGAGCAGCUUCCUCUUAUCAUUGUCUGUGACCGCUUCAACUUUGUCCAUGACUUGAUCCUGUACCUGUACCAGAGCCAGCAGUUUGCCGCCAUUGAGACCUACGUCCAGCAGGUCAACCCCGGCCGAGCCCCCGAGGUUGUUGGCGGUCUAUUGGAUGUUGACUGCGACGAGAACGUCAUCAAGCAGCUUCUGAGCUCUGUCAACCCUCAGAGCAUCAGCAUUGACAACCUUGUCUCAGAAGUCGAGUCUCGCAACCGCCUCAAGCUUCUUUUGCCUUUCCUCGAGGCCACUCUCCAGGCUGGCAACCAGCAACAAGCUGUCUACAACGCUCUUGCCAAGAUCUAUAUCGACUCCAACAACAACCCCGAGAAGUUCCUCAAGGAGAACGACCAGUACGAUACCCUUACUGUUGGAAAGUACUGUGAGAAGCGUGAUCCCAACCUGGCUUACAUCGCCUACUCCAAGGGCCAAAAUGAUCUUGAGCUUGUCAACAUCACCAACGAGAACUCCAUGUACAGGGCUCAGGCUCGAUACCUCUUGGAGCGCUCCGAUGCUGAGCUUUGGGGCUUCGUUCUGAGCGAGAACAACAUUCACCGUCGUUCUGUUGUUGACCAGGUCACCGCUACAGCUGUCCCUGAGGCCAACGACCCCUCCAAGGUCUCCGUUGCUGUUUCUGCUUUCCUGGAGAAUGACCUUCCUCUCGAGCUUAUUGAGCUCCUCGAGAAGAUUGUCCUCGAGCCCUCACCCUUCAGUGACAACCAGAACCUCCAGAACCUGCUCAUGUUCACUGCCGCCAAGGCUGACAAGGCUCGUGUGAUGGACUACAUCCACAAGCUCGAUAACUACAAUGCCGACGAAAUCGCCACUAGCUGUAUCGAGGUUGGUCUGUUUGAAGAAGCAUUCGAGAUUUACAAGAAGGCCGACAACAAGUCUGCCGCUGUCGAUGUCCUGAUUGAGAACGUUGUCAGCAUCGAUCGUGCUCAGGCAUAUGCUGAGGAGGUUGAUCUCCCUGAGGUCUGGAGCAAGGUUGCCAAGGCACAACUUGACGGCCUCCGCGUUUCUGAUUCCAUCGAGUCCUACAUCAAGGCUGAGGAUCCCAGGAACUACCUUGAGGUUAUCGAAGUCGCCACACACGCUGGUAAGAACGAGGAGCUCGUCAAAUACUUGCGCAUGGCUCGCAAGACCCACCGCGAGGCUGCUAUUGACACAGCUCUCGCCUUCUCUUACGCUCGUCUUGAGCAGCUAUCUGAGCUUGAGGACUUCCUCCGUGCCACCAACGUGGCUAACAUCGAGGAGUCUGGUGACAAGGCAUAUGAGGAAGGCUUGUACGAGGCUUCGAAGAUCUUCUACACUAGCAUCUCGAACUGGGCUAAGCUGGCCACUACCCUUGUCCAUCUCGGUGACUACCAAGCUGCCGUUGAGUGUGCUCGCAAGGCCAACAACAUCAAGGUGUGGAAGCAGGUCCACGAGGCCUGUGUGGAGAAGAAGGAGUUCCGACUUGCUCAGAUUUGUGGUCUCAACCUGAUUGUCGAUGCUGAGCAACUUCAGACUCUGGUUAAGGAGUACGAGCGCAACGGUUACUUCGAUGAGCUCAUCAGCCUUCUCGAGCAGGGUCUUGGCCUCGAGCGUGCUCACAUGGGAAUGUUCACUGAGCUUGGUAUUGCUCUCUCCAAGUACCACCCUGACCGCCUGAUGGAGCAUAUUAAGAUCUUCUGGUCUCGCAUGAACCUGCCCAAGAUGAUCAAGGCCUGCGAAGAGGCUAACCUUUGGCCUGAGCUUGUUUUCUGCUACUACCACUAUGAUGAAUUUGACAACGCUGCUCUUGCCGUCAUUGAGCGACCCGAGAACUCUUGGGAUCACCAACAGUUCAAGGAGAUUGUGGUCAAGGUCGCCAACUUGGAAAUCUACUACCGUGCUAUCAAGUUCUACGUUGAGCAGCAUCCUUCUCUCCUCACUGACCUCCUCGCCACUCUCACUCCCCGUAUUGAUGUCAACCGUGUUGUCAAGAUCUUCCAGAAGAACGACGAUCUUCCUCUCAUCAAGCCUUUCUUGCUGAACGUGCAAUCUCAAAACAAGCGUGUUGUGAACGAGGCCGUCAACGAUCUUCUGAUCGAGGAGGAGGAUUACAAGACCCUUCGCGACUCUGUUCAAAACUACGAUAACUACGAUGCCACAGAGCUAGCUAGCCGUCUGGAGAAGCAUGAUCUUAUCUUCUUCCGCCAGAUUGCUGCUUCCAUCUACCGCAAGAACAAGCGCUGGGAGAAGUCAAUCGCUCUCUCCAAGCAGGACAAACUCUACAAGGACGCUAUUGAGACCUCUGCCCUCUCGGCCAAGGUCGACAUUGUCAGCGACCUCCUUCAAUACUUCGUCGAUAUCGGUCACCGUGAAUGCUACACUGGCAUGCUUUACGCUUGCUACGACCUCAUCCGCCCUGACCUUGUUCUGGAGCUCUCAUGGCGCCACGGUCUUAUGGACUUCUCUAUGCCUUACAUGAUCAACAUGCUGGCCCAGCAAACCAAGGAUCUCGCUGCUCUGAAGGCAGAUAACGAGGCCCGCAAGGCCAAGGAACAGGAGAAGGAGAAGACGGAUGAUAACACACCGAUUCUUGGCGCCUCUCGACUCAUGAUCACGGCUGGUCCUGGUGGCAUGGGCUCUGCUCCCUCGCCCGCGCCGUACGGUCAACCAAAUGGCUUUGCGCCGCAGCCUACCGGCUACGGGUUCUAG
Molecule: messenger RNA, 5052 nt
Organism: Fusarium pseudograminearum CS3096
Lineage: Eukaryota; Fungi; Ascomycota; Sordariomycetes; Hypocreales; Nectriaceae
Exons: 4
Coding region: 1-5052 (1683 amino acids)
Biological process (GO): Golgi to endosome transport; intracellular protein transport; receptor-mediated endocytosis
Cellular component (GO): clathrin complex; clathrin coat of coated pit; clathrin coat of trans-Golgi network vesicle
Molecular function (GO): clathrin light chain binding; structural molecule activity
Source: RefSeq, a predicted model, not a curated record